AUGCAAUUCUCAUCAGUCAUUGCUUCAUUAGCCUUAGUUGGAUCAAUCCAAGCUAAAUUCCACAACACUACCGGUGGUGCUGGUGUCACUAACUCAACUGGUGGUGCCGCUGCCGGUGGUAAAAACUCAACCGGUGCUGCUGGUGGUGCUUCAAAUGGUACUGCUGCUGGUGCAGGUGGUAAAAACUCAACUGGUGGUGCUGGUUCAGCCAAUGCCGGUGUUGUUGCUAACACUAAUAUCUAUGGUGGUGCUGCUAUUGUUGCUGCUGCUGUUGCUUUAUUAUAUUAA
Lodderomyces jiufengensis is the source of this 288-nucleotide messenger RNA. RefSeq names its product Pga56p (gene PGA56). Bases 1 to 288 code for a protein of 95 amino acids. Lineage: Eukaryota; Fungi; Ascomycota; Pichiomycetes; Serinales; Debaryomycetaceae. The record is from RefSeq and is a predicted model, not a curated record. The transcript has a single exon.